CGUAAAUCGGAUAAAACCAACUCUGCCUUGUCUGCUCUGUUUUCGCCUUUUGUCUUUUGUUAUAGAUCGAAAACAAAUAUUUAAUAUAAAUUAUUAAGUAAUUUAAUUAAAUGAUUGUACAUUAUUAAGCAGGACUAAUUGUGAGAUUUGUGUAGAAUAAUUUUAAUAACACCAGGCUCCCUAAAGCUGCAAUAUCAGUCUCAUUGCAGAGUCGGCAUACAUUGCAUUCUGUGCAAAUUGCCUCCCUCUCACCUUCCUUUAAAAUUUGCAAAUUAUUUUAAACAUCCACAAGCCACAAGGAAAAGUAUGGUUAAUGGUUAAAACAUACUACUUAAUAUUUGGGUGAUUUUUUCGUCGAAUCAAGUUCAAAUCGAAUUGAAAAGAAUAUUGAGAACUACAAGAAAUGGCAAGCGCUUUGGAAAACUUCGUUAAUAGUGUGAGGAGUCUGAGUUCGUCAGGUGCCUUUGAAGACUUGGCAACUCAACUGCUAGAUUCCACUGAAAUUUUAUCUAAAAACUGGAAUAUUCUCGACAAUGUCCUGGAGACGUUGGAUGUGCAACAGCAUUCAUUGGGUGUUCUGUAUGUGUUGUUGGCGAAAUUUAAUAGUUUGCAGAGCUCAAAUGCCGAUAUUCAAGUUUUGCUGAAAUCUGUCAAAGACUUUAUACAACAAUGCAAUACCUAUCAAGUGCGUUUGGCGGCACAUGCAUAUUACGAACUCUGUCAUCAGUUCACAAAUGUAAUGGUAGGUCAGCCUCGCUGCAUUCUAGGUCUUACAACACUGUCCGCUGCCAUUGAUAAAAUUCGCACAUCCGAUACUCAACUUACCCCCAUACAUGCUGACCUUUGUCAACUAAGUCUUAAAUCGAAGUGUUUUCGUGUAGCUUUGAAAUACUUAGAUGUUGAUAUAACAACUAUAUCAACAGGUGCUGAAACCAGAGGACAAAACCAAACGGUAAAAGAUACGACCAACAAUGACGCCAAAUACUUCUUACUUUACUACUACUAUGGUGGCAUGAUUUACACUGCUAUGAAAAAUUAUGAGAGGGCAUUGUAUUUCUUCGAAGUCUGUAUAUCAACACCUGCCAUGGCUAUGUCCUACAUUAUGUUGGAGGCAUACAAAAAAUUCAUAUUGGUAUCAUUGAUAUUGCACGGAAAGAUUCAACCUAUACCAAAAUAUGCAUCUCAAGUUAUUUCACGCUUUAUGAAACCAAUUGCUCAGGUGUAUCAUAAUUUAGCUGUAGCAUAUGCCACCACAUCCAGUGAAGAAGUAAGAAACUGCAUCAGCAAAUAUAGCGAAACAUUUGUACGUGAUAACAAUAUGGGCCUAGCCAAACAGGUUGCCACUUCGUUGUAUAAGAAAAACAUACAGAGACUUACAAAGACAUUUUUGACAUUAUCCCUGACUGAUGUUGCUAGUCGUGUCCAAUUGCCAUCAGCAGCUGUUGCUGAAAAGUAUAUUUUCAACAUGAUAAAAUCUGGUGAAAUUUAUGCUACCAUCAAUCAAAGGGAUGGCAUGGUUGUCUUUAAAGAUGAUCCUGAAAAAUAUAACUCAAAUAAAAUGUUUCUUAAUAUUCAAGAAGACAUGGAACAUGUAAUGGGACUGGUUAAACAAAUUAAUAAAAUGGAGGAGGACAUCAUAUUGAAUCCGAUUUACAUAAAAAAAGCUGUUGGAAAUGCAGAUGACGAUUUGGCGUCUCAAAAUGCAAAGUCCUUUGCUGGUGAUCCAAUUGAUUGAUGAUAUCACAUAGAAAAAUAUUUCAAACUAUUCAAUAGCUUUGAUAUGCUCUCACAUCAAAAGCGUACUGUGCAGUUCAUUUGUCAUCUUCAACAAAAUGCUCGAAUGAGUUUCUUCCUCAUUGUUUAAGGAUAAGAACAUUCGAAAAUACAAAUUUCAUCGCUAUAGUAAAAUCAAUAAACAGCACCGAACCACUGUGGCAAAAUUAAUCACAACUAAACAACUACUUUGCCUACUGAACAUUAUUAUGAAUAAUUGUUUUUAAAAGAAAAAAGAAAAUAAAUAAACAUAAACGCAGAAA
This is a messenger RNA of Musca domestica (house fly), 2036 nucleotides long. It is a transcript of the gene CSN3, whose product is annotated as COP9 signalosome complex subunit 3. NCBI's taxonomy places the organism in Eukaryota, Metazoa, Arthropoda, Insecta, Diptera, Muscidae. Gene Ontology annotation, biological process: ubiquitin-dependent protein catabolic process. The transcript is spliced from 10 exons. The coding region runs from base 404 to 1735 and encodes 443 amino acids. The record is from RefSeq and is a predicted model, not a curated record. Gene Ontology annotation, cellular component: COP9 signalosome.